Molecule: messenger RNA, 1956 nt
Organism: Zingiber officinale
Lineage: Eukaryota; Viridiplantae; Streptophyta; Magnoliopsida; Zingiberales; Zingiberaceae
Exons: 4
Coding region: 346-1629 (427 amino acids)
Source: RefSeq, a predicted model, not a curated record
GGUGUAUCCAAAGCGUACGGUUAUUGGUCCUCUCUCCUCGCCUCCGCGUGCCGGAGCGGCUCGCCAUUCCAGCGCUGCCUCCUCCUCCUCCUCCUCCUCAAAUGCCGUGGAUCUAGACUUCGUAGCACUCGUCAAUCUCAACCUCUGCGAUCUCGCCGCCGAUCCUGCUGUCGCGGGCGACCACCGCCUCCUCUUGCUGCUGUCGCUGUCUGUUUUUUUUUUUUUGAAUAUUCUCUUUAGAAGUUUUUUUUAGUGUUUUCCGGGAGAAAAGAAGGGAUCUUGUUGGGUUGUAGUUUCGGAAGCUAUUUUCUUUUGACGAUCUUCCGUCUUCUUGAGGGGGAUUCAAUGGAAUUCCUUAAAGCGAGAAGAUUUUCCCUUCCUCGCUUUGGUAAGCUCACGGGGAGAGAAGAUCCGGAUCACGAGUGUGAUCGGUCGUCGGAGUCAAAAGAAGAGACGUUGGACGCAAUGCCGAAGCCUACCUCUGCCGCUGGUCCUGCUUCGGACGGGGACGAGGGUGAGGACGACGAUGAUUUCAUCACGAAUGAGGUGAAGCGGCGGCUGGAGCAGCUGAGGAAGAACGGCUUCUUGGUUCUUAUACCGGAAGAAGAGUGCCCGGAGGAAGAGGAAGAAGAAGAAGAGGAGGAGAGUAGCUCGAGUGGGUGGAGGGAGUCGGACAUGGGUGAUGCUUAUCCAAACUAUGGGUUUGAUAAAAUGCACGAUGAGUACACUCAAAGGAUGCUGUUCUUCGACAAAUGCAUCGCCGAACAUCUCAAAGAAGCUGAAUCUUUGGGCAUGCCAAACCAGUCUCGAAGACCUACGUCAAAGGAAAUAGCUUUGGGCCUCCGCAACAUCUCCUUAAAGAGGCAAGAUGAACAUACAAAGGAAUGUGAGUACCUGCAGCAACUGGAUCAAGACGAUCCGUGCCAAAAUUUAGAAGCUGCCUAUGUUGCUCAAGUCUCUUUAAGUUGGGAAGCACUUCAUUGUCAGUACUUGCAACUCAACCAGAGGAUAUUGAUGCAGUCUGAGCAUUUUGGCUCCUAUGGCUAUGCAGCACAAGCAUUUCAGCAGUUCCAGGUAUUAUUGCAGAGAUUUGUUGAGAAUGAGCCUUUCGACCAAGGAUCCAGAGUGGAUAUUUAUGCCAACUCUCGGAGUCUGCAAUCUAAGUUUCUUCAAGUCCCAAAUUUCCUAGGUUUGGAAAAGAGAGAAAAUGUGGAUGAUUAUUUGGAUGAGCCAGUUCUGGCUACCGAACUCAUUAAGAUAAUUGGGGAUUCAAUCUUAACAUUCCUCCACUUUCUGAAUAUAGACAAGAAAAAAACUAGCAGUUUCUUUUGGGCUCAUAGCCCUCGAGGCUCCCUUCAACAAGUUCGAGCUUCACUUGAAAAGAAGGAGAUGAAAGUAAAGGAGCUGUUUAAAAGGAAGAGAGCAUGGAGGAAGAAAGCUUGGCCCUCAACCAAGGAAGAAGUGGAGUUGCUAUUCGCGCUAAUAGACAUCAAAGUCAUAUCAAGGGUUCUCAGGAUGGCGCAUCUCAGCAAGGAGCAGCUGUUAUGGUGCGAAGAAAAGAUGAGCAAGCUUGUUCUUUCAGACAAUAAAUUAUGCAGAGAUGUUUCUCCACUCCUCUUUCCAUGUUGACUGAUGAACAUUUAGAUUUUCUUUUCUUCUCUGGAUCUCUGUUGAGAGUAUGAACUAUCGCUACCUGACCUUUACUAUGUACAGGUAGACGAUGUCUACUACUGAAGUAGCAUCUCUCUCAAUUGUCGAUAUUGUAUGAGAUGCUCAUUCCUCUGCACUUGCUUACCAAGUUUAAGAGAUGGUAGGUACCACAUGCUAUUCUAAGUGGUUGAUUGGCAGCUCAAAUCUAGUUCAAAUGUUUUGAUAUAUAUGUUUGCACGCUGUUGUAACCUCAUUUGAUUUGAUUUACUUGUAGAGUACAUGGGAGAAAGAACUUUUAAUAUACAA